AAAAUGAACACAUCAAGCGACCAAUGAACGCAUUCAUGGUAUGGUCCAGAAUAAGAAGACGUCAGAUAACUAACGAAUAUCCAAGACUGCAUAAUUCGGAAAUAUCGAAGUUGCUUGGUGCUGAAUGGAAGCUACUGGGUGAUGCACAGAAGAAACCUUUCAUAGACGAAGCCAAACGACUGAGAAGUCAACACAUGUUGGAUCAUCCCAAUUAUAAAUAUAGACCUAGACGAAAAUCUAAGAUAGAGAGGUCAGAGUUGGGUAGAAUGAACAUAAAUCCGUAUGUCGAUCAGCUACAGAGUGUGUCACGUAAUGUCUAUGGUCAGACGCCUAUUAUAGAAAAUAGGACCUCUUCAUCUUUGCCGAUUAAUCAUCGAUUGGAUUCAAAUAACAUCAUCAGAACGAUACAUGUUCCAGAUACCAAUUACGAAAUAGCCAUAAGCAUACCACCCACUCACUUGUACCAAGACCCUAUGCCAUAUCCCAGGUUACCAAGACCUGUACAACAAAUAAAUCAAUGUUAUGAGGGUUUGAAAUACCCAAUGGACAAUGUAGCAAAUUUUUCUAACACUAGUUCUUCUGGUCUACCUCCGUACUCCACUCUAACUACCAGUCUACCACAAAGAUCAGCGUUUAGAACGCCUAAUUUUUAUAGUUCUCUGUACAGUCAUUCUGACCUAGCAUCGGUUUAUUUCCAUUGAGAAUGAUCAGUUUUGGUUACUUUGAAUAUGUUUAUGCAGGAUGGAAUGUUUUAUAUCAGGCAAAGAUUAUGGGGAAUUGGAGAUUUUUAUAUGAUUGCAGAUUAAAAGAUGAAUGGAUAAUGAGAAUGAAAGAUGAAAGUCAAAAGUCAGAAAUAUUAGUGACAAAAAACAUUCAGUGAAAUGUGCUCUGAACACAGAUUUAGUGAAUUUAUGUGAAGAUUGUGAAUUUAUUUCCAUCGACCAUAUCAAAAUUAAUGUUAUAUUCAAAAAAUACUCUCAAUGUGUGGAAUUUGUUGGAUAGUAAAUUAAUUCAUAUCAUAGUAAGUUCAUAAUAAUUGGGUUUCUUCUUAGAACUCGUUAUUUCUUGAACUAAUAAUUUGUUCUA
Messenger RNA from Harmonia axyridis, 1086 nucleotides. Its product is annotated as transcription factor Sox-3-like. The coding region runs from base 24 to 701 and encodes 225 amino acids. Gene Ontology annotation, molecular function: RNA polymerase II cis-regulatory region sequence-specific DNA binding; DNA-binding transcription factor activity, RNA polymerase II-specific. The transcript is spliced from 2 exons. The record is from RefSeq and is a predicted model, not a curated record. Gene Ontology annotation, biological process: anatomical structure morphogenesis; regulation of DNA-templated transcription; cell differentiation. Lineage: Eukaryota; Metazoa; Arthropoda; Insecta; Coleoptera; Coccinellidae.